GAUGGAGGAUCAAAUGAAAAAAUCAAAAGUACAUCCUACCGGUGACGAUUCGAUUCGGGGCAGCCACAGCUCCGCCGCCACCGCCAGGAGUUCUCUUCAGCCUCUUGCUGAGAACCGCCAGUUCAACUCCUUCUCAUGCUUCGCCGGGCAGUUAUGGAGACCUUCAAAUGGCUGGGUGGAUCAUUCGUUCUGCGCGCGGCAAAAUUAUGAGUAGUGAUCAGAAUGAGAGCACGACUACAAUGAUAUGGGAGAAGGUGCUGCAGAUGGGUGAAGUUAAUCUGCCCGGAGCAAGGUGGGGCCAUACUUGCAACGCCGUCUCCGGCGGGAGGCGUGUCUAUGUUUUGGGUGGGUAUGGGCAGAGCUUCAGCCGGACCGAUAGAGUAGACAUUUUUUUUACAGAAUAUCUAUGUUGGCGUGUAGCCAUGAUGAGGGGCAACCCACCUGCCCCAAGGCAUAGCCACAGCUGUACAACCGUUGGAGAUCGUCUAUUUGUUUUUGGAGGUACAGAUGGGACAAAGCCACUCAAUGAUUUACAUAUUCUGGAUACUGCCAGCAGGUCGUGGAUCUUACCGAGUGUUAGCGGUGAUGUACCAGAACCUAGAGAAGGUCACAGUGCAGUGCUUAUUGAUAAAAGGAUCUUCAUAUAUGGUGGAUGUGGAAGAUUUGAGAAUGGUGACGUCUACUACAAUGAUCUUCACACAUUGGAUACCGAGACCUUCCAGUGGAAAAAUGUCGUAACAGAUGGGACUCCUCCAAGCAAGAGGGAGGGUCAGAGCUGCAUAUCUUGGAGGCACAACAUUAUUGUCGUAGGUGGAGAAGACUCGAGUAGUUCCAGUUCGCCAGAUGUCCAUCGGAUUCAUGUUGAUAAUAAAGUCUGGUACAAAAUGCAUUGUACUGGUGAGAUAUUGCCACCUCGAGGUGGCCACACAGCAAUUGGUUUAGGAGAUAACUUGCUCGUCUUUGGGGGUGUCUCAGAAGAGUCGAAGCUGUACAAUGAUGUUUAUAAGCUUGAAAUUGGAAAUGGAACAUGGACUAAAAUUACAACUAUAGGCGAAUGCCCUUCUGGCAGAUUUUUCAUGGCCGGUGAUUGUUUGGACCCUCAAAGGGGAGUUCUAGUUUAUAUUGGUGGCUGCAGUGAAAAUCUUGAAGCAUUGAACGACGUGUACUUCUUGCACACAGAACCAUAUCGAGGAAGUCUAGCGGGACAAGAGUCUCUGAAGUUGCAAUCAGUUGUACAGAACAUACUUAUCCCUGCAAAUUCGAAGUUGAAAUCGCUAGUGCAGAAUUCAGAACCUACGCCCUGAUUAGUUGAAGGCUCCUAAUGAAGUCGAUAACGCACAAGAUAGAACACCACCAAUUUCAUGGGCAAAAUCUUUCCAACAUUUUUUCCCAAGUGAGAAUUCUUCGAUCCUUGUACAGAAUACCGAAAGACAAUUACUUCCAUGCAACUUCCAUGUAAAUGGUUUCUCUUCCCAAGCAUCAGUAAGUUUUCUUUAGGAAAAUUACAACCUCCUAUUGCACAGAGUUAGUCUAUAGUAAAAACCCCAUUCUUUUACUCUUACAAAUAAUCAUUUACGAUAUAUGGAACUUACUUACCAUAUUGCACUCGCUCUAGGCGUUAUAAAUUCUUUUGGGGCGAUAUCUUUGUUCCUGUAUAUGUUUAGGCAACUGAAAGCCAUAUGCCAAAUUCUUGAGAGGUAGUGAAAAUUCAUGCGAUUUGACUCUUUGUUAAUUGUUUGUUAAAAUCUCAAGUCGGAGGAAUAUUUUUGUUCUGUUUGCACAA
Andrographis paniculata is the source of this 1783-nucleotide messenger RNA. RefSeq lists its product as uncharacterized. The transcript is spliced from 10 exons. Bases 168 to 1304 code for a protein of 378 amino acids. The record is from RefSeq and is a predicted model, not a curated record. Lineage: Eukaryota; Viridiplantae; Streptophyta; Magnoliopsida; Lamiales; Acanthaceae. Gene Ontology annotation, molecular function: protein binding.